Daldinia caldariorum is the source of this 2810-nucleotide messenger RNA. Its product is annotated as HET-domain-containing protein. The record is from RefSeq and is a predicted model, not a curated record. The coding region runs from base 615 to 2693 and encodes 692 amino acids. The transcript has a single exon. NCBI's taxonomy places the organism in Eukaryota, Fungi, Ascomycota, Sordariomycetes, Xylariales, Hypoxylaceae.
GGAUGGUAGUCAUAGCCGAAAUAUUAGGUACCUAGGUACCUAGGCAGACAGAAUUAAGUAGGCUACGCGCAAGCCACCCGGCUUAGCUAAAGCGCCCAUCAAGAUGGCGAUGCAUGGGCUUUAGCGAUAGCGAGAGUGAGGCCCGAAUGUUAUGACCGUUGGCCACUCGGUCCUCGUCAAAACCGUUCAUUAGCGUAGUUUCAGCAUCAGCAAUACUACUACUUUGACAAUCCGCAGCGCCGUGUUCACCUAUGAUACGCUGAUCUCUUCGACUCUGCAUCUCUUUACGCCAUAGCCGAUCACAGGUUGCGGAGUUGGGCUGGGUAGAAAAUGGUCUUAGCCUCAUUGCUGCCUGUUAAGACCCCUUCAACUUGGAAAUCUUCCUUUCGUCGUGCCUCUAUCCCCCAAGUGUUUUACCCUCUCAUCACUUACUCUAUCCCCGCCGUGAAAUAGGUACUCCUAUUCAUUGUUUCGAAAGGGGCCGCCUUUAAUACAGAUCUGAACCCGUUCUAUACCAUUUGGAGACUGGAUGCUCUAGUUUUCGUUUGGAUCAUUGGGGGAAGCGAUUAUUUACCUUUAUUAUACGCAAAAACCCUGAAUUGGCGACGGUAUCGAUGGCGCCUCCCGACGUAAUACCCUCCAGACAACGACUUUGCGAUCGCUGUCUCAGAUUGGACUUCAUGAAGUUCUUUGGCAGCAAGUGGAAAUACAAUCCAGAUGAUUGCCUCAUCACGAGAGAAUAUUAUAUCCCCCUCAGAAUGCUAGGAGGGCCACUCAAGUCGAUUGACGGCGGUGUAUGUGCCUUAUGUAUUAUCCUCUCACGCGCUGUGGAUGUUUCGUUAGCAGGGACGGCCACUAAACGCGUCCAAGCGAAAAAUUAUGAACUAAGGGUCAUCGCAAUUUCAUGCUCUCAAUUUUCGAAACUCUUCUCGAUAACAAAUGGGCAACCAUUGUAUCUAUAUGUUGGUUCAUCAACCAAUAACCAAGGUUUGAAAAAUGGCAACUCUGACUCCGAUGAAAAAGAACCGAGACGGAGAGGUUGUAUCGUUAUAGAGGAUACCUCGCGCCGACCAGAGCCACUACUAAAUACUUAUUUGGGAAGUUUCGACGCCCAAGUAGUUCUGAAGUGGAUCACUCGGUGCUGGGACCUUGACGGGACGAAGUGCUGUUCCUCGAGCCAGCCCAUUGAUGACCUUUAUCUUAUCGACUGUCGGAAUCGUACCGUCGUCGCCGUCAAAGGACGGCCCGCAUACGUAGCUCUAAGCUAUGUAUGGGCUCCGUCAAGUAACGGGCUGGUAAAUUACCGUCUACGCCAUGGCGAAAAUUGCGAUUAUCUACCUGAUAAUCUCCCCUUGGUAGUCACAGACGCCAUGACUGUGACUCGAUCCCUUGGUUUCUGUUACCUGUGGGUCGACAAAUUCUGUAUCGCUCAAGACCAACCAGCUGUCAAGCACGGACAGAUCAUGCAGAUGGACGCUGUCUAUGCAAAUUCGGAGCUGGUCAUCAUCGCGGCAGCCGGUCAGGACGAGAAUUAUGGGCUCCCAGGAGUCAGUUGUCGUCCACGCGUAGUCAUGCCCACGGUAGAAACAAAAGGCGUGAGGGUAUCAUGGUUCCAGGAACCAGAAGGCCUGAUCGAGAAAUCGAAAUGGAAUACCAGGGGAUGGACUUAUCAGGAAGCAUUUUUAGCUCGGCGCCGGCUCGUCUUCCUUGAUGACCAGAUGUACUUCGAAUGUGAAUCAGCGUUCUACUCGGACAUGGUAGAGGAUUCUUGGACGCACAGGUACAGCACUGGUAAGAGCCGUGGCGGGGUAUGGCGUGCUUCGGUCAUAGCAGAUCAUCUUUAUCAUUUCUGUAAUACCAUCGUAGGGCAGUACACAGCGCGUGAGUUAAGCUACGAUAGCGACUCGCUGUUGGCUCUUGGUGGCGUCUUAAACCACUUUCGAAACGCCGACUUUCGCUUCAAACACGUCUGGGGCAUUCCUUGGGAUAUCAAAGAUCGGAACUGUCGCGUGCUUAAACCCCAGAUUUUCACUCUGGGAUUGUGCUGGAGCCACAUCCGGAAUUGCUGGGAUGGCCCUAAGAAACCUAGACGAAGGACCACUAUACUUAUGUUCCCCUCUUGGGCGUGGGCUGGAUGGGCAGGCCAGGUUAGAUACCUAACUUUCAGAGAAGAAGAUCAAUAUCGCACUAGGAUGUCCGCGAUACGAAUCUAUGGCAUGCAUCUAGAGAACCGAAUCUGUGACAUCCAUCUAGAGGACCUACAUGGCAAUACAGUUGCGUUGAGCACAGUGGCAAAAUCAGGUGAAAUAAGAGAGAUGCUUCGGUACCCAAUUUUAUGCAUCAAAACUUGGGCGAUACCUCCUGAUCGGAUCGACCUCAAGGAAGGGCAAAAUGGCGAAGUGCGUGGGAGCCUAUGUGGAUGUGAGGUGGAUGUGUUCUUGUCAGAGGGAAAAGCCGAGCUAUUGGACAAAUUAAGUAAAACGGGAGGGCGAUGGCGUUGCAUUUUCUUAAUCAUUUAUAGGGAUAGUCGCGGACUUAAAAUUGUAUACACAUUCCUAAUCCUCAGAAAGGAGAUGGAUCAAAAUUUGUGGGUGCGUGUUGGUAUUUUGCAGCUAAAGGAUUGGAUAACGAAGCCGUUAUUUGCCAAUAAAGACACCGAAGCGUUUUGUAAAGAGGAAUUUAAAAUAAAGUAAGUAAAAUUGGAUGGGCAUUAAAAGUGGUUAUUUAACUUGGUGUCAGUGAAGAUGUUUGGUGUAUUUACAUAUUUCAGGUAGACAUCACUUAAUCCAGAGGUACUUUUUCAUUGGUAA